Messenger RNA from Bombus terrestris (buff-tailed bumblebee), 2870 nucleotides. Its product is annotated as thymic stromal cotransporter homolog. Gene Ontology annotation, cellular component: membrane. Gene Ontology annotation, molecular function: transmembrane transporter activity. Bases 859 to 2343 code for a protein of 494 amino acids. The record is from RefSeq and is a predicted model, not a curated record. Gene Ontology annotation, biological process: transmembrane transport. NCBI's taxonomy places the organism in Eukaryota, Metazoa, Arthropoda, Insecta, Hymenoptera, Apidae. The transcript is spliced from 9 exons.
AAUGAAAUCUUCUAAUACGACUUAUAUUUUAAUAUCAACCCUCAGCUCUUGAGAACUUUUUCGUCUAUCGAACAAAUCGAGACGAUUUGCCGUAAUAUUUGUCGUAUUCCUUACAGCUAACUUAAAAUAAUUUCACAUACAAAUUAACAUAUAAAACUAUUGUAUUUUAAUAUUUUAUGUAUGUUUACAUUUCAAAUACUAUCUUCAUCACCGUUUCUCUAUCGUCAAGUAUUCUAUACGAGACAUUACUAGAUGUAAUUUCGUCGUUUAAUAACGAAAAAUCAAAUUCGUCUUGACCUGAGCUUUUAUUGUCGCAUUCUGCGCUUACAGGGUUCAACAAAUUUGAAAAUAUUCCUAUUGCCAUCGACUACCUAACCUAAACUGACGCCGAAGACACAGCACGAUCCAUGAACGUGGUCUAUUUUGAGAUAAUAAAAUCUUAUUAGCCAAUUGAAAUCAAUCAUUCUACACUUCGUAAGAUUAUAAAUGAAAAGUUUAGUAACCCAUUGAACCUAUUACAUUGGCAUCAAUACUUCGAAUUCCAAAGGAAUCAAACCUAAACAAACAUGGUCACGCGCUCGAAUCACUGCGUGAAACGAACCAAUGGGUCCUCCCCAGUACGAAGGGUUAAGCUGUGGUUAAUUUAGAGAGGGUCGAUGUUUACAAAGAGUGGGGGACACCGUUUUUACUUAUCUUUGCAGUUUUUAUGCCAUCUCGGUGCAAGAAAUCGGGAUCUCGACGUAGAGUUCUAAGCGUAAGCGAUACCAAGCUGCAAGAAAGUCAGAAUGAUCACGUGAAAUGGUUCAAUUGGCGGGCUUGUCUCUGACACCGAACGUCAUUCUAAAUUAAACAAUAAUCAUGAGCAGUGAGUUGAACUUCAACGAGAAUACAAUAUCCAGCCAAAAAUGGAGAAAAUACUUCCGAUGGAUGGAGAAAGUGUCGGUGGAGCCAACGAUGUGGCUGUACAUGAUGGCAUUCAUGAUCACUUCUGUCGUGGAACAAGCUUUUUUCGUCUACAAAGCGUGUCGAGUCGAUCACGGUUAUUCAGAAGAAAUUUGCGCUAAUCUGAAGGAUAACGCGACGAUAAACACCAAAGUACAGGUAACAGUGUCAAGUUUCCAUCAAUGGAAUAACAUAGCAGGCCAUGUGGUGCCUAUAAUACUAGCUCUAUUUUUUGGGAACUGGAGCGAUCGACGUGGUCGAAAACUGCCGCUAAUUAUUGGGCUACUAGGGAAGUUCAUCUAUUCUUUUAUGGUUGUAAUCAAUUCCAUGAUGGAUACAUGGGAUUUAAAUACUAUAGUAUAUACAGCGAGUCUUCCUAUGGGCAUGUUAGGAGGAGAUGUCGCUAUUUUUGGUUCCUGUUUUGCAUAUAUAUCAGACAUAUCAUCCGUUCAGCAAAGAACUCUAAGGAUCACUAUUUUAGAUGUGGUUUAUCUCAGCACUAUGCCUACUGGUGUGGCUCUGGGCUCUUAUCUUUACUCAAAUGUUGUCAAAUCAUCCUAUACCAUAAUGUUCAGUAUAAACUCCACUUUACUAGCUUUAGCCAUUUUGUACUCACUGGUUAGACUAAAGUGGCAAACACUGCCUCAGCAACAGUCACUGGCAGGUACUAAUUUGUUAACUGACUACUUUGAUAAGAAACACGUGAUGGCAACUGUGAGGACAAUGACCAAGAACAGGCCAAAUCAUGGAAAGCUUCACCUGUGGCUUCUGCUGGUCAUCAUGAUGCUAUAUACUUUCCAAAGAGACGAGAAACCUAUGAGUUUCUUGUAUACUCAAUUGAAAUUCAAGUGGGACGUGAGAAAAUUUAGCAAUUUCAGAACAUUCCAAUCAGCUACCUUUGUGAUAGCGAUGCUAAUCGGCGUGCCAGUAAUGAGCAAACUGAUGGGAAUUAGAGAUACUGUUAUGGUAGCCAUUGGCGCUAUUGCUCAUGCUACUGGAAGAGUAAUAUUCGUCUUAGCCCAGAUACCAGAAUUAUUCUAUGUUGGUGCUGCUGUAGCUGCUCUUGGACCAAUAGUGGCACCAGUCCUGAGGUCAAUGACCUCAAAACUAGUUCCUGUGGACGAACGAGGGAAGGUAUUUGCAAUUUUAUCAGUUUGUGAUAAUGCAGUGCCUUUGUUCAGUGGCAUAUUAUAUUCCCAGCUAUAUAAUGCAACCAUAGACUCAGCACCUGGCUCAAUUUAUUGGCUGACCUUUGUCACUCAAGUGUCCAUUUUAAUUCUUAUUCUAAUAAUUCAGUUUUCUAUGAAGAAUAGAACACAUUUAGAACACAUAGAAUAUAUAGAUAAUGAAACUGACUGUUCAUCUAUACCUUCUACUAUGAGUCGAAACACAAGUAGAUGAUCUUCAAAUGAAAAUAUAUGCGAUUAAAUCUUAGACAAAUCUAAUUUUAAUUUUCUUUUUAUUUUGUAAGAUAUAUGUUUGAUUAAUAGGCUGCUGAUUUCUAAUAGAAUAUAGUCAAAGAUAUGUAGGUUACAAAGAGAUAUUUGUAAAAUAAUAGCAGAACAAAUUUUCUUAUAUUUGAUACAAACAUAUGGUGUGUACUGAUGAUCUGUAUACUAACCAUGAUCUGUAUAGUUUUUUUUAUUGUAAAUUUCCAUUUUAUAUAAAUAUCCGCCGUCUAAUGAUUAAUAUUGUAUUAUUAAACCCCUAUGAGUCACAAAUUUUGUAUAGAAUAAUUUUUUCAGAUUUCAUUGAUGCAAACCAUAAGACCUAUAUUUCAUUAGCUGUGUUUAUAAAAAUGUGAAUAUGUUUAAGUAUCUGUAGCGCAAUGAUUAAUAUUUUAUUACUAAAUAUCUAUAGUCCAUACAUCACAAAUUACAUGUAUAAAAGAAGAAAACUUUAAUUAAAUGCAAAAACUCUUAAUUCAC